AUGGCGCUCCAGCUUGCUGACCGAUCGGUGAAAUAUCUCGCUGGGAUAUUAGAAGACGUACCACUUAAGGUGGGAAACUUCUACGUACCAGUCGAUUUCGUGGUGUUGGACAUGGACGAGGACUCGAGAGUACCGACCAUCCUUGGUCGUCCAUUCCUUAACACCGCAGAUGCAAUCAUCCAUGUAAGAGCUGGAAGGCUAACGAUGAAUAUUGGUGAUGAGACAGUGGAGUUCACGCUUGAUCAGAACCUCAAGCAACCAUCUGUCAUGGAGUCUUCGUACUUCAUUGACAUGAUCGAAGUUUUGACGGAGGAGGUAUUUGGUCAAUUGCAAGAUCGCGAUCGCCUGAAGACGAUGCUCCUAAACCCUGAGAAAACUGACAAAGAGCACAUAUGGACCUUUAGCUAA
Molecule: messenger RNA, 408 nt
Organism: Tarenaya hassleriana
Lineage: Eukaryota; Viridiplantae; Streptophyta; Magnoliopsida; Brassicales; Cleomaceae
Exons: 1
Coding region: 1-408 (135 amino acids)
Source: RefSeq, a predicted model, not a curated record